AAUGUGCUAAGAACUCCUCAUUCCUCAGUCUCAAACCACAAAAACAAACUAGAGUCAACAUGAAGAGACAUCUUCUGACACUGUUAUUCUUCUUUCUCCUUCUUGACUCAUCUCUUUCAAUACCGCUGGAACCUACCAUUGGAAGAGUCGUUACUGUUGCUGGAAGAGUCGUUACUGGUGCUGGAAGAGCCGUUGCUGGUACCUUUAAAAACAUACGUAACUCCAUCCGCAGCGACGAAGACGCCGAGGAAAUGACGACAAAAGUUCGCGAUCAGGCAAGGGAUUCCUUAUUGAAUCAUGUGCCGGACCUGGUAGGCUCUCAACCACAGCCAGGUGCUUCGCAGUUCCGCUGCGGUGGCUUCCACUACUUUCUCUCGCCUACCCAAGGCAGAAACUGGUUCUCUGACCGCACCAGUCUCACCUACCGUUUUAACCCGAAGAUCCAAGAUCCGUUCGCCCAGGUGUUGAGAGACUCAUUCAGGCGGUGGUCAGAGGAGCUAAGCCUACCACUCAGAGAGAAAAGGUAUGACGAGCACGACUAUGCAGACAUCACGAUUGAAUUGUCCAACUUCAAGGACAACAUGGUGGUGGGCGAUAGCCUUAUUAUAGAACAUAUUCCUUCCAACUUUGCUGCUGCUGUUGGAAUUGGGCACAUUCGUUUGGCUGAUAACAAGAAUUGGGGAGUUCUUAACAUUGACAUCGAUACUGUGGUGAUGCACCAGUUAGGACAUCUUCUUGGGCUUUCACACUCCAAUCGAAAUGACUCGGUUAUGAAUCCUAAUAUUUGGUCUGGAAAGCCGAGGAAGGUGUUCUCAAUCGGUGAAAAACAGCAGAUCAAACAAGUUUAUUCCCCUAAUGGAAAUGGAAAUGGAGUUGGGUCCAGUCCUUAAGGAUUGAUUUCCGCAUUCCUACCUGGAUUUGCAUGCAUGUUCCUCUUGUACUAGUUUUUUUUUU
This is a messenger RNA of Arachis duranensis, 954 nucleotides long. Its product is annotated as metalloendoproteinase 3-MMP. Gene Ontology annotation, cellular component: extracellular matrix. Gene Ontology annotation, molecular function: metalloendopeptidase activity; zinc ion binding. NCBI's taxonomy places the organism in Eukaryota, Viridiplantae, Streptophyta, Magnoliopsida, Fabales, Fabaceae. The transcript is spliced from 2 exons. The record is from RefSeq and is a predicted model, not a curated record. Gene Ontology annotation, biological process: proteolysis; extracellular matrix organization; collagen catabolic process. The coding region runs from base 60 to 890 and encodes 276 amino acids.